GCCAUUAAGCCAUGCAAAUAUCUCAGAGCCUCCAAGCUUUUACCAGUGCCUUUCACUUUCCCUCACCCUCCAAAACCGUAAAUCUCCCUUCUCCCUCACCCUCCAAAACCGUAAAUCUCCCUUCUCCCACACCACCACUCUGCUCAGUCCCAACCCAUGUGAAUUUUUCACAACCCCACUUCACCAAACUGCAGAAAUUCUCUGGUUUCCGUUACCUUUUGCCAUAUAAGUUCAUGUAGAUGUGGUGUUUGUUUUUAUGUACCAGAGGUGUGGUUUGAAUGUUUGGUAAUGGGUCGAGACGGGUUUGUCGUUCCCGGGGAUAUUCAACUGGCUUCGAAGAAGAAGACCGCCGUUAGUAGUUGGGUUUUGAUGAAUGACAAUGGGGAGAGUACAAUUCUGGAUGUGGACAAGUAUGUCAUCAUGCGCCGCGUGCAUAUUCAUGCCAGAGAUCUGCGCAUUCUUGAUCCUCUCUUGUCAUAUCCUUCGACCAUUCUUGGAAGAGAAAGAGCUAUUGUUCUCAAUUUGGAGCACAUCAAAGCAAUUAUCACAGCAGAUGAGGUAUUGCUUCGAGAUCCGAUGGAUGAUAAUGUUAUUCCUAUUGUUGAGGAGCUCCAAAGGCGGUUGCCAGCAGUAAGUACCAGUUUCCAAGGCCAAGGAGAAGAGGAAGACCUUGGAGCGCAAAAUGAUGCUGAAGCUGCUGAAGAAAAUGAAUUUCCAUUUGAAUUCCGGGCUCUUGAAGUAGCACUAGAAGCCAUCUGUAGCUUUCUUGAUGCGCGGACAAGGGAGCUGGAAACUGCUGCUUACCCAGCUUUAGAUGAGCUAACCUCCAAGAUUAGCAGUCGUAAUUUGGAUCGGGUUCGUAAAUUGAAGAGUGCCAUGACAAGGUUGACCAAUCGGGUUCAGAAGGUAAGAGAUGAGCUUGAACAACUUCUGGAUGAUGAUGAUGAUAUGGCAGACCUGUACUUAUCAAGAAAAUUGACUAGGGCUUCUUCAUCAUCCAGUGGUUCUGGUGCUCCCCUCUGGUUGCUUGCAUCUCCUACAAUAGGCUCAAGGAUAUCCAGAACAAGUAGAGCAAGUGCAGUAACAACUCAUGAGGAGAAUGACGUUGAGGAGCUGGAGAUGUUGCUUGAGGCUUACUUUAUGCAAAUUGACGGCACAUUGAAUAAAUUAUCCACGCUGCGUGAAUACAUUGAUGACACUGAAGACUACAUUAAUAUUCAGCUUGACAAUCAUCGAAACCAGCUGAUUCAGCUUGAGCUCUUUCUAAGUUCUGGAACUGUCUGUUUGUCUAUAUAUUCUUUGGUGGCUGCUAUAUUUGGCAUGAACAUCCCAUAUACAUGGAGGAACGACCAUGGAUACAUGUUCAAAUGGGUGGUCAUCCUCUCAGGAAUGGCUUGUGCAUCCAUUUUCUUGUCAAUAAUUUCAUAUGCUCGGAGCAAAGGUCUUGUUGGGUCUUGAAAAAUAAAAUCAUUUGGGAGGUGAAACAAAUGUGCAGCCGCUCCAAAUGAGCCUGCAGAUGAGAUUGAUGAAGCAUUGCUGAUUACUUGAGGGCUUGUGGAGCUGGUUAACAACUUAGUCCAUUCAAUGCAGGUGGCAUUAGCCAAUGAAUGAAAAGGUACUUGUAUCAGUAUAUCAUGUUAUUAGAAUGUGAUGUGAUAUAGCUAGAGAUGUAGCAUUGUUGCUGUAAGAAAAAGACGUAAAAAUAGCUGGUAGGUGAAUUCAACUUUAUUGAAGUGAAUUAUGUAAGUUCACAUUUAAUGGAAGAGGGUAUUAGAUUUGCUUA
This is a messenger RNA of Vitis vinifera (wine grape), 1783 nucleotides long. RefSeq names its product magnesium transporter MRS2-I. The record is from RefSeq and is a predicted model, not a curated record. Gene Ontology annotation, molecular function: magnesium ion transmembrane transporter activity. Gene Ontology annotation, biological process: magnesium ion transport; transmembrane transport. Gene Ontology annotation, cellular component: membrane. The transcript has 11 exons. Lineage: Eukaryota; Viridiplantae; Streptophyta; Magnoliopsida; Vitales; Vitaceae. Bases 289 to 1458 code for a protein of 389 amino acids.